AUAUGAGUACUUCAUUCUCUCUUGUUCUCUUCAUCUCUUCUCUAAACUCAAACUCAGUCGUCACACAGACAAGAUGCUGAUAAUAUUCUACUGCUUUCUCCUCACUCUUCUGUCAUGUGUCAAAUGUGCUAAAGUGGUUACUCAGAAACCCUCUGUAGUAACAGAACAAAAAGGGAGAUCUGUGACUAUGGACUGUAACGUUGAAACGGACGGUCAUUAUGUCUACUGGUAUAAACAGAUUCCAAAUGCAGCUCCUCAGUUUGUGUUGAGUUACUAUUAUUCUCACCGCUCCCCUGACAAAUACGGGGAUGGUUUUUCCUCCGGCCGCUUCACAUCUAAUGCUAAGUCAAAUAUUGACUAUAGUCUCAUCAUCAGUAAUGUGGAUGUGGAUGAUUCUGCAGUGUAUUACUGUCACACAUGGGACAACUCUGUUAGCGAGGAGGUAUUCGGACAAGGAACAAAACUCAUUGUGAAUGAUGCUGCUGCUGCUGCUCCUGUGCUGAACAUCCUCCGUCCGUCCAGAGAAGAGCUGAGCUCCAGUAAACUCACUCUGGUGUGUCUGAUCAAUCACAUGUCUGGGGCUUUUGCUGAUGUGCGCUGGCUUGUGAACGGGAACUCAGUUACUGAAGGCGUCUUCACUGGAUCUGCUGAACAGCAGCCUGAUAAGAAAUUCAAGAUGAGCAGUUAUUUAACCCUUGAGAGCUCAGAGUGGGACAAAGACACACAGCUGACAUGUGAAGCAUCUGCUGCCUCCAAAACCACCAGAAAAAGCAUCAAGAAAUCUGACUGCAGCGACUGAACUGCUUGAUCUCCUCUUGAUUUAAGUGAUAGCAUUUCAAUUUGUUUGCAUGGAGUAGAAAACAUUAAAUAUUAAAAAUAAAGUAUCUUACUGUAGUUGCUUCAUGUUUAAAUGUACUCUGCUUUAUAAACUCCAAUAAACUGUUUGUUAAUC
Molecule: messenger RNA, 952 nt
Organism: Carassius auratus (goldfish)
Lineage: Eukaryota; Metazoa; Chordata; Actinopteri; Cypriniformes; Cyprinidae
Product: immunoglobulin lambda-1 light chain-like
Exons: 4
Coding region: 74-799 (241 amino acids)
Source: RefSeq, a predicted model, not a curated record